AUAUAGAAUAAAUAAUGAUUCUGAAGAAAACACAUCUUCGGAUGAGGAACAAGAACCUCCUUGUCGCUCAGUUGCACGGGCCGCGGGUGCCAUUUGAAGAGGCAUCGAAGAAAACAAAACGAAGACGUGUAGCCGAACUAACCACAGACAGAUCUGCAAAUGAACUUCAAUUUGCUGUAAAUGUCGUUUCUGGAAGCAAUCACAGUGAGGCCUCGCCACAAAUUUUUAGUUUUAGUACAGCUGAAGCUUUAGCCCUUAUGGUAGAUUUGGAUAUAUCCGCCGGUCAAGUUUUUAUUUAAAACGGAAAAUGCUGAUUUAGUGCGGAAUACGGAAAAGGAAAUAAUAACAAAAAUUGAAAAUUUGAUUCCUAUUGAGAUU
Molecule: messenger RNA, 378 nt
Organism: Acanthoscelides obtectus
Lineage: Eukaryota; Metazoa; Arthropoda; Insecta; Coleoptera; Chrysomelidae
Source: the annotation of a GenBank genome assembly